Molecule: messenger RNA, 1506 nt
Organism: Entrophospora candida
Lineage: Eukaryota; Fungi; Glomeromycota; Glomeromycetes; Entrophosporales; Entrophosporaceae
Source: the annotation of a GenBank genome assembly
AUGGAGCCGGAAAAUUUUGUAAAUUUACUUCUUGAUCAUAUUGAAACAAGGUCACCACUUCCUAAACACCACAACUUUGACUUGUAUAAUUGUCAACUUUUAUCAGAAGUUGCUUAUAAAUUUGCAAGUGAAAAGGUUAAGAAUUAUAAUGAUGUUCUAUUGAGAUAUAUUUUCUCACACAACAUUGCUCCAAACUGUGAUCUCAUGUUUAAUGCCAAAUUCUUGACACAAUUAUUAGUAAAGAGACUUCAAAAUUGUUUAAAUCCAAAGGCUUUUACUCAAAUAUUGAAAGAUGAAGUUACUUGGUUAUUGGAUGAGGAAGAACUUGAUAUUCUGAUCAAUAAUGAUUCUGAUAAUUUUACACAAUCAAAAUCCAUCAAAAUACUCAUAAUUGAGAGAUGUAAUAUGUUGAAGAGAACUUUAGCAUGUGAAGAACUUGAGAUUUCACGAUUAAUUGAUGGAAUUAUGAGAAUGUCAAAAAAUAAAUUGAAUUAUCCUUAUACUGAUGAAGAAAUUAAAUUAUCCAAAAAAUUAUAUGUUUUACAAAAUCUUCUUGAAUACAUUAUUAAUUACCCAACUGAAUAUCGACAAUUAGCAAAUAAAUUUAUCGAGAUUCUAGAAUCCAAUGAUUUUUCAAAUUUUCAACAAAUAUUUAUUUUAUUUUAUCUUUAUUAUUCUGAUCAUUUAUCUGAAAUGAGUCCAUUACUAACUCAAUUACAAUUAUUGAAAUGUCUAACUAUUCAAGAUAUUCAAGAGGAAAUAUUGGAAAAUCUUCCAAGAUUAGAAAAUGACGAAAUGAUUUCUUUAUUAUUUGAUAUUGCUACAUUGGUAUCUAAUUCACCAAUCAAAUAUAUCCCAAGAAUAAUAUCAUGCUUGGGAUUAUUACAUAGAAAAUGCGAAAAUGAUAAUUUAUUGAAAUCAAAUCAUAAAUUUAUUAGAGAUUUCAAUCGAAUAUUCCUUGAUAUUUGGUUAACUUUAUUUUCACGUAUUAUUAUUUAUGAAAAUAAACCUUAUAUUAAUAAUGAUAAACAACGUCAAAUCUACUCUUCAACACCAUUACUAUUACAAUCGAAAUCAACUAAAUCGUCAUCAUCAUCAUCAUCAAAAUUGAAAAAAUCAACUAAAUCUUCAAAAUCUUCAAAAUCAUUGCCAUCACCAUCAACAGAAAAAAUAUUAUAUGUGAUAAUUUCAUUUUUAGAAAAUUUUAACGGAUCAUUGAAAUUCAUUUGGUUAAUGGAAUCCAACAACAACUAUAAUAAUAAAGAAAAUAUUUAUUUGGAAUCAUUAUUUGGAUUGAUAUUUGAUAAAUUGUUCUUGGAUAUUCCUUUAGAAGUAAUUAUUAAAGAAAAGAAUGAAUUAGAGAAAAUUAUUAUUAGUUUUAGUAGUAGCAGCAGUAGGAAUAAUAACGAUGUUGAUGACAAGAAUAACAAUUGGUUAAAAAUAUUAGAAGAAAGAAUUAAAAUUUUAAAUGAUAAUUAUAAUCAGGAAAACGAGGAGGAGGAUUAA